Molecule: messenger RNA, 5445 nt
Organism: Clupea harengus (Atlantic herring)
Lineage: Eukaryota; Metazoa; Chordata; Actinopteri; Clupeiformes; Clupeidae
Gene: pde4ba
Product: phosphodiesterase 4B, cAMP-specific a
Biological process (GO): signal transduction
Molecular function (GO): 3',5'-cyclic-nucleotide phosphodiesterase activity
Source: RefSeq, a predicted model, not a curated record
GCCACAAUAGCCGGGACAGCUCUGUAGAGAGCACAUUAGAACGUUUAGCAGAGCCGCCGGGAUACUGCCAAGCUGAGUCUGAGUGCUGGAUACAAAAGAUCCCGAGGGAUGCCCAUUAGCUUUUAGCGACACAGAACCAAACCAAAAAAACAAAACCGACCGAAGCUACAAACAUUAAACAGACCGGAUUUUACAUUACCAGUCACACAGGCUACGUUUUCUGAGCGACAGGGAUCUUUUGUCAGCCCACGUGAGAAAAGUGGAUUCGUUUUUAAGGUGUGUCGGGAGAGCUGGCUGUUGUCAGAAGGCAAGGAGAAUACUCCGGCGAAGAUUAAGAUGAGGAAGAGUAGGAGCGUGUUGACAGUGUCACCAAACAAUGACAGUAAAGAACCUCCUGACUGUGGGAUGGCUGAGUCCUUCACCUCUUCUACCUGCACACUUGGGGUGGACCUGCGCAGGGGUCGCCGCCGGUUCUCUGGCACCCUUCAGCUGCCGCCGCUGUCAUGGCGACAGGCAGAGAGGUCACGCACGCCCGAUGAUGAGUACAUGACCCGACCCACCUCGCUACCCUUCGCUGCGCCCCCACGCAUUGACAUCACCCCUGUAGACCCAGACUGCUUUGAUGUGGAGAAUGGCCCAUCCGCCAGCUGCAGUCCACUGGACCCGCAGGCCUCACCGGGCUCUGGCCUGGUUCUGCACACCAACUUCCCGGGCCACAACCAGCGGCGGGAGUCCUUCCUCUACCGCUCGGACAGUGACUACGACCUCUCGCCAAAGUCCAUGUCGAGAAACUCCUCCAUCGCCUCCGAGCUGCACGGGGAUGAUCUGAUCGUCACACCUUUUGCUCAGGUUCUUGCAAGCCUUCGAAGUGUAAGAAAUAACGUCACCGUCUUGACCAAUGUCCAGUGUGCCUCCAACAAGAGGUCUCCUGUGGGGACUCAACCCAAUAUCACCAGAGUCUGCCUGCCAGACGACUCCUACCAGAAGCUGGCCAUGGAGACCAUGGAGGAGUUGGACUGGUGUCUGGAUCAGCUGGAGACCAUCCAGACGUACCGGUCCGUCAGCGACAUGGCCUCCAACAAGUUCAAAAGAAUGCUGAACCGGGAGCUGACCCACCUGUCUGAGAUGAGCCGAUCUGGCAACCAGGUGUCUGAGUUCAUCUCCAACACCUUCCUAGACAAGCAGAACGAGGUGGAGAUGCCCUCACCCACGGCGAAGGCCCGGGAGAAGAAGAAGAAGCAGCAGCUGAUGACUCAGAUUAGCGGAGUGAAGAAGGUGUCUCACGGACCCAGCCUUUCCAGCUGCAGCGCGAUCGCCCGAUUCGGAGUGAAGACGGACAAGGAGGACCUGCUCGCCAAGGAACUCGAGGACCUGAAUAAGUGGGGAUUGAACAUCUUCACCGUGUCAGAAUACUCCCACAGCCGGCCUCUCACCUGUAUCAUGUACGCCAUCUUCCAGGAGAGGGACAUGCUGAAGACAUUCAAGAUCCCGACGGACACGUUUGUGGCCUACAUGAUGACACUGGAGGACCACUAUCACUCCGACGUGGCGUACCACAACAGCCUGCACGCCGCCGACGUGGCUCAGUCCACACACAUCCUGCUCUCGACGCCUGCAUUGGACGCCGUCUUCACAGACCUUGAGAUCCUCGCCGCCAUCUUUGCUGCUGCCAUCCACGAUGUGGACCAUCCAGGAGUGUCCAAUCAGUUCCUCAUCAACACAAAUUCUGAGCUGGCCCUCAUGUACAACGAUGAGUCAGUCCUGGAGAACCAUCAUCUGGCUGUGGGCUUUAAGCUGCUACAGGAGGACAACUGUGACAUCUUCCAGAACCUCCCAAAGAAGCAGAGACAGUCCCUCAGGAAGAUGGUCAUAGACCUGGUACUGGCUACAGACAUGUCCAAGCACAUGAGCUUACUGGCAGACCUUAAAACCAUGGUUGAGACGAAGAAAGUGACUAGUUCUGGAGUGCUGCUCCUGGACAACUACACUGACAGGAUACAGGUCCUGCGGAACAUGGUGCACUGUGCCGACCUGAGCAACCCCACCAAGUCCCUGGAGCUGUACCGGCAGUGGACAGACCGCAUCAUGGACGAGUUCUUCCACCAGGGCGACCGGGAGAGAGAGCGUGGCAUGGAGAUCAGCCCUAUGUGCGACAAGCACACCGCCUCUGUUGAGAAGUCUCAGGUGGGCUUCAUCGACUACAUUGUGCACCCCCUGUGGGAGACGUGGGCUGACCUGGUGCACCCCGACGCACAGGACAUCCUAGACACUUUGGAGGAUAACAGGAACUGGUACCAGAGCAUGAUCCCUCAGAGCCCCUCACCCCCUUACGACACUGACAAGGAUGGCCAGGGCGUGGGCGGCGGCGCUGGGGACAAGUUCCAGUUUGAGAUGACCCUGGAGGAGGAGGACUCAGAGGGGACGGAGAAGGACGAACAGAGUCAGGGGGAUGAGGAGGAGGAGGAAGAGGAAAGAGAGGAAGAGGACAGGGAAGAGCCCAUGGAACCGGUCACCACGCACAUUGAGAUCGUCACGCACGACGCCUCACCCGUGGACACAUAGGACCUGCUCUUUGCCUGCCAGUCGCUUAAACAUGGCCGACACGGGUCUUUCACGUUUUCCUUUAUCAAGAGGAAAGGAAAUCUUGCUUAAAAGGCAAUGUUUUUUGAGAAGCCCAAAAGGGGGCGUGCAUUUGAGUCCCAUUUGGUGAGGGGUAAGAGUCACACCCCAUCCAUGCACUUGCUUUUGGAGCCAGAGAUGGACAGUUUCCGUGGGAACGACCACAGAGCUCUCAGGAAGAAAAAUGCUGCAGACAUUUUGGACCUGAUUGAUUGAUUGACAAGUGACUUGGGGAUAAUGAAGGAUUGGGGCCAACCAAAUGACGUUUGUUUCCAUUCAGACAAGCGUUAGACGUGUUGACACUACUGAAAGAGAGGAGUUUUUGUACCAAGUGACUUUUUAUCAAGCUAACGGGAUGUCAGGAGGUAGCAAAAUGAACUACUGACAAGCGCGUUAUUUGUAAAGACAGAAACUGUUCACUUUUUUCUGUACCAUUUGUCUACAGACUUUGUGUGCCUUUUUUACUAUUGUCUUUUUAAGAGUCUUUUUUAUUUAUUGAACACACUUUAGUAAAAAUGUACGUGAAAUGUCUUUGUUUUCUAAGGAAAAACAGCUUCAGAGUAGAAUUGUUUUGUAUUUCAGCAGAAAAAGAGAUUUCAGUGUCUUCCUACGAUAUUAGGCAAUAUUAAGAAUAAUCCAAACAUUAAACAAGCAGUCAUAGUCUAAAUUUUCCCAUGAAAUGUGCACUUUCUCUCACCUUUUUGUUGUUUUGUUUGAGUUUUUAAUAUGUACACAAUCCUUACGUUUGUGUGGAGAUCUGUAAGGCUCUUAACUCAGAACCCUUGUUAGCAGACGUUAUGUCUGCACAGAACGAAGGCCCAAAACCUAUUCAAAAAUCUUUGAUUUGAUUUGUACACAUUUCUGCUCUGUCAGAAGUGUUGUGUAACACCCACAGUAUGACCAAUUCGAUCCAGUAGCCAGUACCAAUGGAAAGUCUGAGUCAACAAACGACACGUUUGGCAAAGAUGGGUUGCUGGCAGGAGGUUGGGGAGCGCGGUCAGUCUAAUCAUGUCAUCUGCGCUUCAUCUUCAGUCAGGCCAAAGCUAUUUUCACUUCAAAGGUUUUUUGCCACUUAAUACUCAUCUUGUUAGUCCAAAACAAUAGACACAACCUCGCCCUCCCUCCCCCUGGUGAGAUCUGACCAUGUAAGACCUGCUGCUGCCCCACUCAGAAUCGACUACCAUAAUCCGGACUAAAGGAUCCGAGCCAACCUUAACUGUCAGAGCAGAGACCUUUGGUGUGAUGGCAAGCAGCUUUCAUGUCAAAUGGAAUGGGCUUAAAAAGGCCUGGUUUGCAUGAAGAGGUGAGCAGCUUGUCGUGUGUGUGUCGUGAAAGAGCUUCAGGAAGAGACCCCUCAAGCGCCACCUCUUUGUACUGACCUCCUGCCAUUACCGUGUGUUGCCUCAUGCUAUCCCUGGACUGCUAAUUACGAUGAAAUUAAACUAAUUAGAAAUUAGACAUUGAGAUGAAAUUAAAGAUCGCACUAUUCUUUAGUGUACAAAUGUAACUGAAGUGAAUAACGACACACUCCCUUUCAAAGCUACAGAAACAUAUAUCGAACAAAGACAGAUUCGAUUUGAAAUACUGGAGUUUAGUUUCUUUUCAUUUUUGGUCCUCAUUGAGGUUUGUAUCCCCAAUGACGAUAAGUCAUGAUCCAAUCCAAAUUUGAUUUGUUCUUCAUGCUCUAUGGUACUUAAGAUACCCUACUCUAUUUCACUCAAGCAGAAGAAAAUGAAGGCCUAUAUGGCAUUUUCACCAAUAUGUAUGUAUGUACUGUGUGUGUGUGUGUGUGUGUGUGUGUGUGUGUGUGUGUGUGUGUGUGUGUGUGUGUCUGUGUGUGCAUUCGUGUACACGACUUCACCCCAUAUGUAUCAUCAGCCCAUGUAUUUUUCAACUUUGUCCGGUUUGUCACGCAAGCUCCCAUCGGUCCUCUUGCUGUUUAUAACAGUAUAUUUAUUAUUCUAGGCUGUAAAUAAGAAUGAUGUUUCAUUGUAAAUCUAUUUUAAUUUAUAUGCACUUGCAUUACCGGAGAGUGGUGGUGUUACAUGUGUAGUGGACUCAGAGUUUGAGUCCAACUUCUUUUUUUAUUUUAUUUGGUAAGAAAUUGUUUUGUUUUAUAUAUAAAUAAAUAAAUAUAUAUAGAUAUAUCUAUAUGAAUAUAUCGCACAAUGUCUGACUGCUUCAAUCAGCAGCAUUUAAAGGCAUAUGUUAACCAGUGGCUGGAAUUGCACAACGCUGGCCAAGGUAGUGGCUUCAUGCAGAGUGGCUUGGUGUCAGGACAGGACAGGACAGGACAGGACGCUGGGAUGCCCAGACAUGGCACUCCAGCAUUUUGAAGAAGGCAUUUUGAAUGCAGACUGCUGAUAGAGUUUUGGUUGAAACAGUUUGAAAAAAGAAAACGGCAAUCUCCUCACACACGCUCCGUGUCAGUCAGACUGAGGGGACAUAUUGGCAGCAUGUCACAUUAUUUCUAGAGCACCAAUGUGAAUUGAUAUAUUACAAAAAAAUGUGAUUAUCUGUAAUUAUUUGUGCUAAUGUGAAACUAUUUUUUCUGACCAAACUUGUUAGCAGUUUUGAAAUUCAAAUUGUCAGUAUAACGUUGUUCAAUCUAUGUUCAAUCUUUUGGUCCGAGUUGUGUCCAAAUGACUAGCCCGAGUUAGCACUAUCUGCAUGACAGACGGGUUUUCUAUGUCUGUUAAAAUCCCGCAUUGUUGCAGGUGGAUAUUCAGUGUUUCACACAAUGUAUGGUAUAAUAUUGUAUAUUGUGUUCAAUAAAAUCUGAAACUACUUUUCUAUGAAGUGAUUAAAAAAGAAAGCAUGAAUAUA